Molecule: messenger RNA, 874 nt
Organism: Corapipo altera (White-ruffed manakin)
Lineage: Eukaryota; Metazoa; Chordata; Aves; Passeriformes; Pipridae
Product: claudin-4-like
Biological process (GO): cell adhesion; bicellular tight junction assembly
Cellular component (GO): plasma membrane; bicellular tight junction
Molecular function (GO): structural molecule activity
Source: RefSeq, a predicted model, not a curated record
GGGAGCAACCGGGAUAUUAAGUGUCAGCGCUGGAGGGAGAAAUACAAGCAGAGGAAUCCCGGGAAACUGGUUUUACCCCUCCGUCCGGUGCCGGCGGCAGGACGGCGGCUGUGGCGGCGCUCCUCCCUCGGCAAAGGCAUAUAAUGCCUGCCAUGGUCCCGGGAGCCGGCACUGCACGGCGGGAGGCGGGCAGGGGUGCCGGGAGCGAGCCAUGGCCUCCAUGGGCAUGCAGGUGCUGGGCAUCGCCCUCUCUGUCAUCGGCUGGUUGGCCUCCAUCCUCUGCUGCGCGCUGCCCAUGUGGCGGGAGACGGCCUUCGUGGGGAACAACAUCGUGGUGGCCCAGAUCAUCUGGGAAGGGCUGUGGAUGAGCUGCGUGGUGCAGAGCACGGGGCAGAUGCAGUGCAAGGUGUACGACUCGCUGCUGGGCCUGCCACAGGACCUGCAAGCCGCCCGUGCCAUGGUGGUGGUGGCCAUCGUCCUGGCCAUCCUGGGCACCCUGCUCGCCGUCGCCGGCGGCAAGUGCACAAACUGCGUGGAGGACGACACCGCCAAAGCCAGGGUCAUGAUCCUCUCGGGCAUCAUCUUCAUUGUGGCCGGCGUCCUCAUCCUUGUCCCCAUCUCUUGGUCGGCCAACAGCAUCGUCCAGGACUUCUACAACCCGCUGGUCGCCGACUCCCAGAAGCGGGACCUGGGCUCAUCCCUCUACAUUGGCUGGGCGGCCUCUGCUCUGCUGCUGCUGGGGGGGGGGAUCCUGUGCUGCACCUGCCCCCCCCGGGGGGAGAAGCCCUACUCUGCCAAGUUCACAGCCGCCCGCUCGCUGCCAGCCAGCAACUACGUGUAGGAGCCGCCGCUCCCGCCUGGACCCCCUGGCCAC